Messenger RNA from Eremomyces bilateralis CBS 781.70, 1390 nucleotides. Its product is annotated as phosphatidylinositol glycan class L. Gene Ontology annotation, biological process: GPI anchor biosynthetic process. NCBI's taxonomy places the organism in Eukaryota, Fungi, Ascomycota, Dothideomycetes, Eremomycetales, Eremomycetaceae. Gene Ontology annotation, cellular component: endoplasmic reticulum. The transcript is spliced from 2 exons. The record is from RefSeq and is a predicted model, not a curated record. Bases 143 to 982 code for a protein of 279 amino acids. Gene Ontology annotation, molecular function: N-acetylglucosaminylphosphatidylinositol deacetylase activity.
UUGUAGACGGAGGAGGAUUCUUAAUGCUGGCUGCCUCUCACACUUCAAAUGGAUCUCUCGGUGUGCUCUAUUUACCGAUUCCACAUCUAUUCUCCUGCAUUGGUGUAGCCAGUAGCUGACAGCAUUGAUUGAGAUCAUCACCAUGCGUGGGCUUUUCUGGGCAGCGCUUCCGCUGUUCCUAAUGGCCGUCUGGAUCUGGGCAGCGAACCUCUCGCGCACCCAUCCUAUCCUCACGAACCAGCGGAUUGGGUUGCUCAUCGCGCAUCCCGACGACGAAGUCAUGUUCUUCGCGCCCACGCUGCUGGCAUUGACCGAUCCUGGCCUCGGAAACCACGUCCAGAUCCUCUGCAUGAGUAGCGGCGACGCGGACGGACAGGGCGCGACGCGGAAGAAAGAGCUCGUCGAAUCCGCCUUGGCCCUAGGCAUCCGGUCCAGCGACGACGUCCUGGUCGUCGACGAGCCCGAUUUCCCGGAUUCGAUGACCAUUGCAUGGAACCCGCACCUCCUCGCCCGCCGGCUGGGUACGGCGUUCGCGCCCAACAGGAGCACCUCGUCCUCGGGUUCCCUUCCGAAACCGCCCAUCGAUUCGCUCAUCACCUUCGACGCAGGCGGCGUCUCAUCACACCCGAAUCAUCGGGCUUGUCAUACCGGAGCGACGACGUUCAUCCACACCUCGAUGCGCGAGCGCGCCGGUUGGGGCUCACCGGUUGAGUUGUACACGUUGACCAGCGUCAACCUCUGGAGAAAGUACGUUAGCUUCGUGGAUGCGCCCUGGACCAUGCUCUUGGCCAUGAGGAGAGCGACCCACGAGUCGGGGUCGACACCGUCCUCAUUGGUCUUCAUGAGCGAUCCCGCCGAGUACUGGAGAGCGCGCCAGGCCAUGACACAGGCCCAUAAAAGCCAAAUGAGGUGGUUCCGAUAUGGGUGGAUCACGCUGUCCCGAUACAUGGUCGUGAAUGACCUGCGCAGAGAGAACGAAUAAUGAACCAUCCGUCCGGAAUUGUCCCCGUCACAAAUCGCUUGCGCGACAAUGUCGUCUACCUUGUUGGGAUAUUGGGAUCCUAUGAUCUGUCCUACAGCGCUAUUGCCUUGAGGAUCACGGACGUAUAUGGAAGAGCACGAGCAUCCGGUAGCCAACACAAUAGCGACACUCAACCGGGUCGCAAUGCGAUCGACAAGCGUAGUUCCUUGAUCGAUGCCUUGUGCGUUCGGGAAUCGACCAUGGUGUCGCAAACAAAAGCAAGAUGAGAUGGGAUUCCUAAACCAGCAAAUCGGCUGCCAGUGGCAGUUCGUGAUAGCGGCAUCUGAGCCCAGUAUCCACUCGUGCUGACUCGCACUCCAAUUCCCUUUUCCUAGAUGACGAUCACCAUCUGCGAAUUGCGAUUCUGCG